AUGUUUGUCGUAUGGCGGCGGUUAAAAGUGCACAAUGCGCGACGAUUCUCGAGUGCGAGCGCCUCAGUUGUUCAUUCACUCUCGUAUUUAUCACAUCAAAGUCGCGUACAUUUUCAAGCAAGUGAUAGUUCGAGGACAAACGUGGAGAUUGUGCCAGUUUUAAGCGCUGACGAAUUUGCUUUACGUGUUCUGGAGACGGACAAAUCAAUUGACAUUCAAAAUUUAUUUGAUAUUGAGAAAGAAAGUGCCAGUCAUUCAAUUGAUGUCACAAGAGUUUGUAUUACUAAAAAAUACAAUUUCGAUGCGAAUGUGCAGCUGCUUGUGCCUCACACAGUGGCUCUGAAUCUUGCAGUGGCUAAUGGUGGUGUAAUAUUAAAAAAUAAGUUAGAAGGAGAUGUCAAGGUGGUUUUGGGCUGUGGUGAUAUCCAACUUGAUAAAGUACGAGGCGAUACUGUCAAUCUAACGACAAAUGGCGGCAAGAUUGAUGUCUUGACGCUUGUGGAAGGAAAGACAGUAAGAUUCAACGCCACGGAAAGUGUCACAUGCAAGCGACUGAUGGCAAAUAAUGCUGAGAUCAUUUUAGGAAAAGGAGAAAUAUCGAACUCUGUUUUUGGAGCUAUUUACGCUUCAACAUGCAAUUUUGUGUCUAGAAACCAAUCGGGUCAAUCAAAGCUUCGUAUUGGAAAUGUUCAUGGAUAUCUUCGCGUGUCAAGUCAGGGACUUGAAAGUAUAGAUAUAGAUAGUGUGACUGGAGCGCUAGACAUUGAGGACAGCGGCAAUUCUUGCAACGUUAUGGCGCACUUUGACUCAUGGACCAAUCAAAUGGCCAGUAAUAUUCUUGUAGGUGGCGAUGUGCACGUUUCUCUUCAUCCGUCAGCAUCAAUCAAUGUUGAACUUCAUGGCGUACAGGUGACCACAGGAAAAGAUACUGAGUUUGUGAACAGUGAGAUGGAUACACUGGAUGAGAAUUAUGCCAUUUUUACUGGUGAACUGUGUGCUCAAAAGACAGCAAAGGAUAUGUCGUCGGGAUCAACGGGUAAGAUCAAUGUGGACAGCGCGAAAGAUGAUGCUAUGCGCACGUCUUUUUUCAUGAACAAAAUUACCGACUUAGAUGAGACUGAGGUGAAGGCAUCACGACUAUUCGUUCAUUCACUAAGUGGUGAUUAG
This is a messenger RNA of Plasmopara halstedii, 1167 nucleotides long. RefSeq lists its product as uncharacterized. The transcript is spliced from 2 exons. The record is from RefSeq and is a predicted model, not a curated record. Lineage: Eukaryota; Oomycota; Peronosporomycetes; Peronosporales; Peronosporaceae. Bases 1 to 1167 code for a protein of 388 amino acids.